AUGGCUCUGUCCACAUCCACCCACGAGUGGUCCGCUCCCAAAGUCCGAGACACCUUUCUCAAGUAUUUUGAGGAUCGAGGACAUACAUUCGUCAAAUCCUCUCCCGUGGUUCCACUUUCGGAUCCUACCCUUCUCUUCACCAAUGCGGGCAUGAAUCAAUUCAAACCGAUCUUCCUCGGCACGGUCGAUCCCUCGAGCAAAGAAGGCCAGUACAAGCGGGUGGUCAAUUCGCAGAAGUGCAUACGUGCGGGCGGGAAACACAAUGACCUCGACGACGUCGGCAAGGACAGCUACCACCACACCUUUUUUGAGAUGUUGGGCAACUGGUCGUUCGGCGAUUACUUCAAGAAGGAGGCCAUCAUGUUCUCGUGGGAGCUGUUGACAGACGUGUUCGGGCUGGCCCCGGAUCGGCUGUAUGUCACCUACUUUGAAGGGAACGAAGCCGGCGGUCUGGAGCCGGAUCUGGAGGCCAAGGAGAUCUGGAAGAGUGUCGGGGUGCCCGAGGACCAUAUACUGCCUGGGAACAUGAAGGAUAACUUCUGGGAAAUGGGCGACCAGGGACCGUGCGGCCCGUGUUCCGAGAUUCACUACGAUCGAAUCGGCGGUCGCAAUGCUGCCAGUCUCGUCAAUCAGGAUGACCCCAACGUGUUGGAGAUAUGGAACAACGUCUUUAUUCAAUACAACCGAGAACCGGACAAGAGCUUGCGACCGCUCCCGAACAAGCACGUCGACACGGGUAUGGGGUUUGAACGGCUGGUCAGUGUCCUGCAAAACAAAAUGUCCAACUACGACACCGACGUUUUCACUCCAAUAUUCGCGCGGAUUCAGGAAGUCACCGGGGCGAGACCCUACUCGGGAAAGUUCGGGGAGGAGGACGUCGACGGGAUUGAUACUGCGUACAGGGUUGUGGCAGAUCAUGUACGGACGCUGACCUUCGCCAUCAGUGACGGCGGCAUUCCCAACAAUGAAGGCAGAGGAUAUGUGGUGCGACGAGUAUUGAGACGGGGUGCGCGAUACGCCCGGAAAUACUUCAAUGUCGAAAUCGGCGACUUCUUCUCGAAGAUCGUGCCUACCCUGGUGGAGCAGAUGGGUGGUAUGUUCAAGGAGAUCGUCGCGAAAGCAGACGAGGUCAAGGAGAUUCUCAACGAGGAAGAGCUCUCCUUCGCCAAGACCUUGGAUCGCGGGGAGCGGCAAUUCGAGGUGUACGCCCAGAAAAGCCAGGUGCAGGGGCUCAAGAAGCUGCAUGGCGCAGAUGUUUGGCGACUGUACGACACAUUCGGGUUCCCGGUUGAUCUUACCCGCCUCAUGGCCGAGGAACGAAACCUUUCGAUCGACGACAACGAGUUCGAGGCCGCGAGAUUGGCCGCCAAAGAAGCCAGUAAGGGCCAGAAGAAAGCGGCCAGCGAUGUCCUCAAGCUGGACGUGCACGAUCUGGGCCAACUCGAGAAAAUGCCCGGUGUGACCAAAACAGAUGACAGCGCCAAGUACGGCAGGGACAAUAUCACCAGCACGAUCCAGGCGAUAUAUCACGCGAAGAAGUUCCAUUCCGACACCAAAAAUAUUCCCCAGGAUGACCAGGUCGGUAUUAUCCUCGAUCAAACCUGUUUCUACGCGGAACAGGGUGGUCAGGAGUUUGAUACCGGUCGGAUCGUCAUCGAUGGACAAGCCGAGCUCGAGGUGGAGAAUGUUCAGCUGUACGCCGGCUACGUGUUACACACGGGUUACAUGAAGUACGGCCACUUCUCGGUGGGGGACAAGGCAAUCUCUGAGUAUGACGAACUGAGGAGGUGGCCCAUUCGGAACAACCACACUGGCACACACAUUCUCAAUUUUGCGCUGAGGGAGGUUCUGGGUGACGGUGUCGAACAAAGGGGCUCGUUGGUGGCUCAGGAGAAGUUGAGAUUCGAUUUUAGUCACAAAGCGGGUGUCUCCGACGCUGAUCUGCAGAAGAUCGAGGACAUAUCGACAGAGUAUAUCCGGCAGAACUGCCCCGUAUACGCCAAGAAUGUGCCUUUGUCCAUUGCCCGUGAGAUUGCAGGUGUCCGAGCCGUGUUUGGCGAGACCUACCCUGAUCCGGUUCGGGUCGUGUCGGUGGGAGUCGAGGUCGACGAUAUCCUAAAAAAUGUCAAGGAUGAGAGAUGGAAAACGGUCAGCAUCGAGUUCUGUGGUGGCACCCACGUCCGAAGCACGGGCGACAUCAAGGACCUCAUCAUCCUGGAAGAAAGCGGCAUUGCCAAAGGCAUCAGGAGAAUUAUCGCGGUCACCGGCGAGGAUGCGCAUGAAGUUCAACGCGUGGCGGAAGAUUUCUCUACCAAACUCGACAAGCUCGAGAAGAUGCCGUUCGGGUCGCCAAAGGAACAAGAAGCAAAGGCCGUCCAGCUUGAACUCAACAACCUAUCAAUAUCGGCGGUGAGAAAAUCGCAGUUCCGAGAGCGCUUCGCCAAGAUCAGCAAAGAGAUUCUCGAUCAGCAGAAAAAGUUACAGAAAGAGGAGACCAAGAAGGCCAUCGACACAAUAACGGAAUACUUUGAGAAGAACCCCAAAGCCCAAGGGGCGGUUCUCAGGCUACCGAUUGGGGGGAACCCCAAAAUUGUGCCCGAUGUGGUCAAGCAUGUCCAGACGAAGAUGAAGGACAAGAGUGUGUAUAUCAUCGUGGCGGAUGAGAAGGACCCUGAAGGCAAGGUCUACCAUGGGUGUUUUGUCGGUCAGAACGGCGCAAAGGCCGGCAUGAAAUCUCCGGAAUGGUCGUCAACGGUGUCGAAGCUGGUUGGCGGCAAGGCUGGCGGAAAGGAGCCAGUUGCCAUCGGUACCGGGACGGAACUGUCAAAGACCGACGAGGCGUUGAAGGCCGCAACGGAUUAUUUGGAGAAGUUCAAGCUAUGA
Molecule: messenger RNA, 2883 nt
Organism: Fonsecaea erecta
Lineage: Eukaryota; Fungi; Ascomycota; Eurotiomycetes; Chaetothyriales; Herpotrichiellaceae
Product: alanine-tRNA ligase
Exons: 3
Coding region: 1-2883 (960 amino acids)
Biological process (GO): tRNA modification; alanyl-tRNA aminoacylation
Cellular component (GO): mitochondrion; cytoplasm
Molecular function (GO): alanine-tRNA ligase activity; amino acid binding; aminoacyl-tRNA deacylase activity
Source: RefSeq, a predicted model, not a curated record